Linum tenue is the source of this 243-nucleotide messenger RNA. The record is from the annotation of a GenBank genome assembly. Lineage: Eukaryota; Viridiplantae; Streptophyta; Magnoliopsida; Malpighiales; Linaceae.
AUGACUCCUAUACAUCAUCAGCAGGUUUCAUUUACAGCAAUCAUCAACAUGUUCGGAACUAGUAAAGAAUUCAAUAUCAGAUCACAGGAUCAAGUUCCCCGGCCGGGUUGCUCAACUAGUAAAGAAUACAACAUUGCAGCAGACCGUCUCACCAUCUGCAACGUCCCUCCUAAUCAAUCUGGCAUCCCUGAAGGUUUGAAGAAGAAGAACAAGAAGGAAUUAAUACUCUCACAAGCAGAUUAG